Messenger RNA from Pimephales promelas (fathead minnow), 2081 nucleotides. RefSeq names its product centrosomal protein 44 (gene cep44). Lineage: Eukaryota; Metazoa; Chordata; Actinopteri; Cypriniformes; Leuciscidae. Gene Ontology annotation, cellular component: centrosome; spindle pole. The record is from RefSeq and is a predicted model, not a curated record. Gene Ontology annotation, biological process: centriole replication; centriole-centriole cohesion.
CUGUGACACUAUCAUUCAUGAGUCCACUUGCUCCUCCUGUCUAUCUCUCCGCCUCCUCGAACACUCUGGCCAGACUGACGUUUCUCUUGUUAUUGGUGGAAGUGACGCAUAUCGCUCAGAGUAAAUCAGACACAGAGAUGGGCACUGGUGAUUUAAAAGGAUGUCUGAGAAAGCUGGAAGCCUCUCUCCGUUCUGUAAAGUAUCCGAGAGAAGUGGACUAUCAAAGAUUGGCUGUGGGAGAUCCAUCAGCUUGUCUUCCUAUUGUGAGCUUUACCUUCACGUCCUUUUCCCCCUCAAUCGCAGAGCACCUGGUCGAUUAUGGUGUGGAAUUAACCGGAAUGAAUGAUUUACGAUUUAUUGAGAACGUUUACAAGGUCUUGAGGGAUGUUUUCAGCUAUAAGCCGUUGUUGACCAAACAGCAGUUUCUUCAGUUUGGCUUUGCUGAGAGGAAAGUCACCAUUCUCUGUGAUAUCAUUGGCCUUAUUCUCAACAAGCACAAAGAACUGACAAAAGAAAGCAAGCAUGACAGUAAGCCAAAGAGAAGGCCUCAGUUGAAGAGCUGCAUUAAAAAUGAGAUCCCUUCUCCUGAGAGUAAUUCACUGGUGUUAACAGCCCUGACAUUACCUCAGAAGCAGCCACUGGUAGAAAGGCAUCUUGGCAGCAGCUCAGCACCAGCUCAGAUCAGACGCUGCUCAGAUGAAGAGGAAACAGAAAAGACAGAGUUAGACAGUGAGGCUCUUGAGGAUUCAACUCAACCUAAAGAUUCCACUGAUUGUGUGUUAGAGAGCCGGCUGAGGGGUGUGGAGUUAAGUCUUCUGGAGAGUGUUGGUAGACUAGAGCAGCGAUUGGCCCUCAUGGAACACAGGAUACAUGCUCUGGAGAAAAGCUUGGGUGGCAAGAUUAUCAUCGAGAGCAACCAGUGGGAGAACUUGGAGAGUCGCGUGCUGCUGCUGGAGACCAGACUGGCACUGACCUCAGCACAGGGUCUAACUUCACAAGAUGGGGUCUUCAACUCAGGCAAGGUUGAAUUUAAAGAGAAUACAGUUAAAGUAUCUGCAAGUGGCUUUUCUACUGUGAUUCAACCACCAUCUGAAAUCAGUGAUAAUGGGCAUCUUCUAGCCAGUACUCCUCCAACAGCUAACCAGAAUUUUAAAGAAAGGCUGGACAGAAUAGUUUAUAUGAUGAAGGAUACAGCUAACAUUCUGCAAAAUAUAGAGCCGGCAAUGUGAAUUUGAUCUCAGUUCAAGUUUUUUUUUUUUUAAAUGUGUCAUUAUUUACUACCCUCACAUUGUUCCAAACCUGUGUGUUGUUUUUCAGUUUUCUGAGAAAUAAGUAAAUAAAAUUAAGUUUAUAAAAGUUAAAAAAAUUAUGUUUGCUUUGCUCUUACUAUACAGUAUACCCACAUAGUGAUCAGAAGUGGUCGAACUCCAAAAAGGGGGAAAUAAGUAUCAUAGUAACAGACCAUGUGACUUGUGUGCUUUAUUUUUUCCUGACUUUCUGUCAGACUUUGUGACCAACAGAACAAAAUUGUAAUUCAUUGGAAACCUUGCCCAACACUGUAGCUUUCAAAUCACAUAUGGCGCCUUCGCUUUACAUCUGUCAAUGACAUCAUCAGUUGGCUCAUGUGUUUUGUGAUCAAAUGUUGUGAGUUUCGCAUGUGGCAUCAUAUUGGUUUUUAAAAAUGUUCCUUUUUGUCCAUUUUGGAGCUUGAAAGCGAGCUGUGUGAAGUGUUACGCUGAAAAUACAACAAUAUACUAGACUGGAAGGAGUAAAGCAUGAGGAAAAUAUUUGUAUUAUUAUGUGUUGGUUGAAUAAUAUUUAAUCUUAUGCCAAUAUAGCGUUUUUUUUUUUUUUAACCUUAUGCCUUCCAAUUGAUUCUACAGUUGCAUUGACAUGCAAAGUAAGUGGCUUGUCCUCUAGAUGGCAUUGCUACCCAAGUAAAACAUAAUGGUGAAUUAGUCUAUGGCGCCCUCUGUGGUCAGUGUUUUGUAUUGCACUCUGUGAAAGCAACAUCAGCCCAUUACCACACAACAGUUGUGCAUUUACUUGAAUAUAGGGUAAAUUAAAGGUGUAAAAUGACU